Solea senegalensis (Senegalese sole) is the source of this 4406-nucleotide messenger RNA. RefSeq names its product elongation factor RNA polymerase II (gene ell). Lineage: Eukaryota; Metazoa; Chordata; Actinopteri; Pleuronectiformes; Soleidae. The transcript has 12 exons. Bases 49 to 1983 code for a protein of 644 amino acids. Gene Ontology annotation, cellular component: transcription elongation factor complex. Gene Ontology annotation, molecular function: cis-regulatory region sequence-specific DNA binding. The record is from RefSeq and is a predicted model, not a curated record. Gene Ontology annotation, biological process: snRNA transcription by RNA polymerase II; transcription elongation by RNA polymerase II; positive regulation of transcription elongation by RNA polymerase II.
CAGUUUACAACAGUGUGCGUCCGUGCGCGUGGUGGGAACGGUAGCAAGAUGGCGGCGCUGAAGGAGGAGCAGUGCUACGGACUGUCCUGUGGAAGAGUGAGCAACGGCAGCAAUGUCUCCGUCUUUCACGUUAAACUCACUGACAGCUCACUGAGAGCGUUUGAAGGCUAUCGGAGCAGCAAGGUGCUGUCAUUACAACCGUUGAUCAGAUUUAAUGGAAAUCAAGGGAAAAUUUCAAUACCACGGUCAGAAAAUUCCAGUGAACUGCAAACGUUUACUUUCUACCUGUCAAAUGUGGGCAGAGAUAACCCCCAGGGCAGCUUUGACUGCAUCCAGCAGUACAUCACCAGUGAAGGGAGCAUUCAGUUGGAUUGUUUGGGUGGGAUCCAGGACAAGAUUACAGUAUGUGCUACAGAUGACUCGUACCAGAAGGCCAGGGAAAGCAUGGCCCAGGUUGAGGAGGAGACGCGCAGUAGGAGUGCCAUUGUCAUCAAACCAGGGGGAAGAUAUGUAGGCAAAAAGGUUCAGAUACGGAAACCAGCACCUGGCCUCUCAGACAUCGCUCCAUUGCGGCGAACAUCUCGGCCCGUCAUCAUCUCUAGCAAUUCCCUAAAGAAAGGUGCGAUUCAGAACCGGCCGCUGCGAGAGCGCCUCAUACACUUGCUGGCCCUAAAGCCGUACAAGAAGCCUGAGCUGAUCCUACGGUUGCAGAAAGACGGCCUCACACCAUUAGACAAAGACUCCCUGGACAGCCACCUGCAACAGGUGGCAAACCUCAGUGGGAGAGACGGCACCUUCACAUUGAAGGAUUUUUUAUACAAGGAAAUACAGAAGGAUUGGCCUGGCUACACAGAAGGAGACCAGCAGCUUCUCAAGAGAAUCUUGUUUAGGAAGCAAUGCCAGACCCAGAACAGCUCUGCGCCUCCACCAGAGAGCCCCCCCAAAGAGCUGUCCAGCAGCUCCCCCUCUCAGAAACGACCUGCUGCUGACUUCAUUGACCCUCUUGCCAACAAAAAGCCCAGAAUAUCACACCUCGCCAGCAAGGCUGCAACAGCCCCAGUUAAUGGCAAGUUCAGCUCCUCCGACGGGAAAGGAGAGGCAGGAGGAGCACAUGUGGAGGUGGUUUCGAUGUCAGACAGCAGCGUGACUUCCAGCUCCCAGCAGCUAUCUGUGCUGGACAUCCCUCGUCCUUUUGAAGCACUGUCAGAUGUCAGCAAUGACUCCAGCCACAAUGGGAGAGACUGUGACUCUCAGGAAACAGCAGUAUCUGACAGGCUCAGCCAACCUCCUUCACUCUUUUCUGUGUCAGCGGUGCUCACUGCACCCAGCAUCAGCACAUCUUCUCCUGGACACUCGCUCCUGGACGGUCCCCGGGAUAAGGGUCUUUCGUCCUCAAACAGCAAAUCCAAGAAGAAGUCGAAAAAGCAUAAAGAGAAGGAAAAGAGCAAAGGCAAGGAGAGGGUAAGAGAAAAGGAGCAAGAGAAGGGGAAGGAGAAGAGUCAUGCGGAAUGUUUGCCUGAGCCUAAUAAAGCCUGUGAGAUAAGCCCUGGGAACCUCAAAAGCAACAGUAUUCCACAGAAAAGCACAGAUCUGAAUGGAAUGUGCAACAAUAUCAGUAUCUCUUCAUCAUCACCUGAGGUGGCAGACUACUCAUUGAAUUACACAGUAAUUGGCUCUCCAGAGCAGCGCCAGAGGUAUAAAAACGAUUUCAACGCCGAGUACAGCGAGUACCGGGGUCUGCAUGCUCGGAUAGAGGGCAUCACUCGGCAGUUCACUGUGCUGGACAAUGAGCUCAAACAACUCCAACAUGGCACAGACAAGUAUAAGACAAUCCACAAUCAGAUUCUCCAAGAGUAUCAUAAAAUAAAAAAGACUAAUCCAAACUAUAGCCAAGAGAAGAACCGCUGUGAAUAUCUACACAACAAACUGGCACAUAUAAAGAGACUUAUCGCUGAGUACGAUCAACAGCAACUCGAAAAGUAGUCGUUGGACAUUGUUUCCCUGUUAUCUCUGGAAACCAUGCAGAUAAAGGAAAACUCUGGAUUCCACUUUGUGCUAAAGAAAUGUUCUCAUGAAAGAUGCCAUGACAGGAGCGUUUCCCUCAUUGCAACCAAAGGCUUCAGUGAGGACUGAGCAGGACACAUGAUCUGUUUCUCGUUCCUUUUAUUUGUUUCUCCUCCUCCUUUUGGGACUGGACCCAGCGUGGCCAGGUCCAUAAGUGUAGUUGCAAUGCAUUCAGAAGGAAAGGUUUUGUGGCUUUGUCUUUCUCAACAGCCCAUCCUGCUUUAAGUGCGCGGUGGUUUGAAAGAGGCAGUAUCUUGGAAAUAAACCGUUCCUACUUUUGAAACUGGAAGGAAGGGGACACUGAGAUGAAUACUGCUGAUUUUAAGCCAAGAGCAACUCAUUUUGUUUUUGUGAAAAGAAAAAUUAAGUUAUCAUGCAUCUGUUUUCCCCCAUAUACUGAAACUAAUAUUGUGAUGUUUAGUUUUCUGUCUUCCUUUCUUUUUAUUUAUUUUGACACUUAACUGUGGGGAAUGAAUCAUGUUUUACACUCCUCAAUACCAGUACCUAAAAGCUGUCUCUUAUCUUUGAGUCUUGAUUGUCACACAGUAUUUUACUCAGAAGCUGCCUUGCCCAUAUAAUCGUCAGAUCCGUUGGCGUUCAUAAUUAUGUCUCUUGGUCUAAGAGAUGCAGAUAUCACUCUUGGUGAAAUCAUAACCAAUGCCUCUUAAUGCACAUGGUCAGUCGCACAUUUGUGCACCUGGCUAUUCUUUUCUAGCACCAUGUGCAGAUGUCUUAAUAAUGGGGACGUGUGAAAGUUUCCGGUCGUGUCCCGAGCUGCAGGUUUCCCGUGAACGGUCCCCUGACUCAUUCACGAUAAUAUUCACGAUUCUGCAGUUUUCAUCAUAGCUUAUCUCUAUUAAGAUCUUCAUUGUGAUGAUCUUCUUUGUGAUGCUUUUUGUAGCAAAAGAAUAAUUCAAAGAUAUCUCGAGAGAUAAUUGACCGCUCUACACUUCAUCACCAACUAUGGGAGAUCCUCUAAUUGUAAGAUGAUGCAGAUGGGAGAUUCAGAUCUGUGUUGUUGUUUUUUUCUUUCAUCUUCUAAGUGUUUAAAAAAAAGUCUAGGUUCAUCCACAGAUCUGAUAUCUCUUUUGUUAUUAUUAUUAUUAUUAUUAUUAUUGCUAGUUUUAGUUAUGUUUAAAACAACAGUGUUUUGGGUUUUUUGUCUGCUCAUCGCCCCUUAUGGUAGAACAUUCAAGACGACUGUUAAGAUGAAGCCAUGGUUGAUCGUUCUCUGAGUGGAGAGCAGCUCAGAAGACUUGUGACCACUUUUUGCCUUUUCAAAUGUGAUGUCAGAUAUUAAGCGGAGGGAGAUGCGAAAACAGCAUCACCCUGAAGUGUCGCGUCAUGACGGAUUUAAUCGACGUAGCCGCAGACAAAUUAGAAAUGCUGUACCAGAAGUUGAGCGCAGUCACCUUAAGUAUUUCUUAUAUCGAUCUUUUUAUGUGAACAUGAAAAAUCAGCACUUUUUUGUCUAAAUGACACUUUUCUCUUUGUCCAUCAGAGUGCAUGCUUUAUGAAUGUGUUACAAUGAACAGUCUUUGUGUCUUUACUUGAAAACAAAUACAAGAGAAACUGCCCAAGGAGAUCACAGUCCAACCAAGUUAACAUGUAAUCAUUUGACAUGGAUCUGACCUGCAGAUUUACCAAAGUGUUGACCAAGAUGAAGAUGAAAUGUGACGCUCAACCAAAUUCUCUAGUUUGUGUUCUCACUUCUUUUGUCUGUUUUCUUGGAAGAAGUCAGAGGAGGCUCCGUUUACUUCAGACAGGAUUUGCAUGACUGGGCUCAAGUGUUGUUAACAUUAAAGCCUGACAACAUUAUGUCAGGCUUUAAAAUGAUAUCACUGUCCCAUUUCAAACACUACAUGCAGGCCAGUGCUCUGAGGCUCGUCACACGCUGACUACGUUGUUCGAGACCAAGACUGGAUCUGGGACUUGAUGAAAUGACACUCGCCCAGUACUGCAACCUUGAUUCUCACUGUCAUUAUUUACUGUAAACACUCAGACAUAAUUAUUGCAUUACACCCCUUUUAUGGUCACAAUCCAUGGUGAGUGAGUUCAUUAGUAAACACAUUUUUGCUGUGAUGGAGAACAAACUGUUGGAAAGUCAUGAAAUGCCAGCACAGGAGUACAGUUGUAUGAAUUGUGCCAAAAUGAUGUGUUGUAUAGGUUUUUUUGUUUUUUUUUCCUUUUCUUUUCUCUGAGUAUAUACAUGCUGCUGUAUUAGCAAAGAGGGCGUUGGAGAAGAGUCAUGAAAUGUUGAUGCUAAUACCCAAAGCAUGCUUUUUGAAAACCAUAAGGGAACGGGACUGAAAUUGUUUCAAUAAAAUUCUUUAAAAUCCUUA